CGGAUCCUCCACUGCCCCAGGUCCCCUGCCCCACUAGAAAGUCCCAUAUCAAAGUGUGAUAACGAUUUUUUUUCUGCCGUAGGUUGAUCAGCCAGAGAUUUUACGGUACCCGCCACCCUCUGCUCCCCAUUUAAACAGCAGUCUUCCCGACGAAAUUUCUUUUCUUCAGACGCAUCCUUUAUCCCAUUCAUCAUCUUCAUCCUUCCUUUUUCUUCAAUACCCUGUAGCGGAUUUCAUCACUUCAUCACAUCACUUCACAAUAACCGCUAUCAUGGGCAAGAAGGAUUCCGUCAAGGCCACCAAGGCCACCAAGGUCACCAAGGCCGAGCCCGUCAAGGCUGCUAAGCCCGUCAAGGCCACCAAGGCUGAGAAGCCCUCCAAGAAGUCCAAGAAGGAGGAGUCCUCUUCCGAGGAGGAGGAGUCCGAGUCUGAGUCUUCUGAGGAGGAGUCCAGCGAGGAGGAGUCCAGCGACGAGUCUUCCGAUGAGGAGAUGACCGACGCUCCUGCCGCCAAGGAGACCAAGAAGGCCGAGUCUUCCGACUCUGACUCCGAUUCUGACUCUGACGACUCCGAGUCUGAGGAGGAGACUUCCGAGGAGGAGAAGCCCGCCGUCAAGGAGGAGAAGAAGGAGAGCUCCGAUGAUGAGGAGAGCGACUCCGACAACUCCGAUUCCGACUCUGACUCUGACUCUUCCGAGUCCGAGGAGAAGUCUGAGUCCGAGGAGCCUUCCAAGAAGCGCAAGGCUGAGGAGUCCUCCGAGGAGGAGGAGGCUCCCAAGAAGGCCAAGACUGAGGAGGUUGCUGAUGACAAGAGCACCCUCUGGGUUGGUAACCUCGGCUGGGGCAUCGAUGAUGCCAUCCUCUUGGCUGAGUUCGAGGACUGCGAGGGUGCUAAGAGCGCUCGCGUCGUCACUGACCGUGAGUCUGGCCGCUCGCGCGGUUUCGGCUACGUCGACUUUGCCACCAACGAGCAGGCGCAGAAGGCUUAUGAUGCCAAGAGCGGAGCUCUUCUUGAGGGCCGUGAGAUGCGUCUCGACUUCGCUGCCAAGGAUGCCGGCAACAAGCCCCAGGACAAGGCCGCCAACCGCGCUGCCAAGCACGGCGACACCAUCUCUCCCGAGUCCGACACCCUCUUCGUCGGUAACAUGCCCUUCUCCGCUGACGAGUCUGUCGUCUCCGACUUCUUCAACUCCGUCGCCUCCGUUGCCAGCCUCCGUAUCCCUACCGACCAGGAGUCCGGCCGCCCCAAGGGCUUCGCCUAUGUUACCUUCAACUCCGUUGAGGAUGCCAAGAACGCUUUCGAGCAGCUGAACGGCUCCGACCUCAAUGGCCGUCCCGUCCGUCUCGACUACGCCAAGCCCCGUGACAACAACGGUGGCGGUGGUGGCUUCGGUGGCGGCCGUGGUGGUGGCCGUGGCGGUGGCCGUGGUGGCUUCGGUGGCCGUGGUGGUGGCCGUGGUGGCCGUGGUGACUUCGGUGGCCGUGGCGGUGGCCGCGGUGGCGGACGUGGUGGUUUCGGUGGUAGCCGUGGUGGCUUCCAGGGCAAGAAGACCACCUUCUAA
Molecule: messenger RNA, 1561 nt
Organism: Neurospora hispaniola
Lineage: Eukaryota; Fungi; Ascomycota; Sordariomycetes; Sordariales; Sordariaceae
Exons: 3
Coding region: 272-1561 (429 amino acids)
Molecular function (GO): RNA binding
Source: RefSeq, a predicted model, not a curated record